Molecule: messenger RNA, 1645 nt
Organism: Syzygium oleosum
Lineage: Eukaryota; Viridiplantae; Streptophyta; Magnoliopsida; Myrtales; Myrtaceae
Product: serine/threonine protein phosphatase 2A 55 kDa regulatory subunit B beta isoform-like
Exons: 14
Coding region: 122-1642 (506 amino acids)
Biological process (GO): peptidyl-serine dephosphorylation
Cellular component (GO): cytosol; protein phosphatase type 2A complex
Molecular function (GO): protein binding; protein phosphatase regulator activity
Source: RefSeq, a predicted model, not a curated record
CCGUGUCUCUCUGUCUUCUUCCCUGUGCGCGCGCGCGCGAGAGCCAGCAUGUUCGCUUCCACUUCCGCUUGAAGCGGCGAGCGAGCCGAACGCCGCCGUACCGGACGCCGGCGAGCCGAUCAUGGCUCCGAGCAGCGCCGCCGCCGGCUCCGGCGCGCCUCUCGAGUGGAAGCUCUCCCAGGUCUUCGGCGAGCGGUCUCCCGGAGAGGAAGCUCCCGACGUUCCGGAUGAUGUCAUAUCUUCGAUCGAGUUCGAUAAGACGGGGGAUCACCUCGCCGUCGGCGACCGCGGCGGCCGCGUCAUCAUCUUCAAGCGAAAGGACGGCAAAGACCAUUUUCGGAGGCAGGUGGAGCGGUCGGAGUCCGACUUCGCGUGGCAUCCCGAGUAUCGGUAUAUGACUGAAUUUCAGAGUCACGAACCUGAGUUCGAUUAUUUGAAGAGUCUGGAAAUUGAAGAGAAGGUCAAUAAAGUUAAAUGGUGUCCAAUGCCCAACGGAUCCCUUUUCAUGCUUUCAACCAAUGACAGGACAAUUAAACUCUGGAAGGUAAAAGAACGUAAGAUGAAGAAAGUGAGAGAAAAGGAUCUCGGUCCAUAUAUUUGUCCAGAGAAUGCACUGUUGGCAGAAAGAAGUUACGUGAGUGAUCAAGAGAAAAUUAAUUUUGAUAAUGGCCAUCAUGUGGAAUGGACAGAGAAAAUAGCUCAGCAAAAGUUGCCUUCACACGAACUUCCAGGGAUUGCCGAUUAUAACAAUGAUGCUCUUGCACGAUGUCGAAAGAUUUACGCUCAUGCUCAUGAUUUCAACAUAAACUCACUUUCGAAUAACAGUGAUGGUGAGACCUUUGUUUCUGUCGAUGACCUUAGAAUUAAUUUGUGGAACAUGGAGAUCAGUAGUCAAUGUUUCAAUAUAAUUGACAUAAAACCAACGAAUAUGGAGGAUUUGACUGAGGUCAUAACUUCAGCUCAGUUCCAUCCGGUUCACUGUAAUCUGCUUGCUUACAGCAGUUCAAGAGGUUUUAUCCGUCUAGUUGAUAUGCGGCAAUCAGCCUUAUGUGAUCAUAGUGCAAGGAUCUUACAGGAUGGAGAACAGCGUAGUUCUAAAUCAUUUUUCACAGAGAUCAUUGCAUCAAUCUCCGACAUAAAAUUUGCAGCUGAUGGCCGGUACCUUAUGAGUCGUGAUUACUUAAACUUAAAGCUUUGGGAUCUGCAUAUGGGAUCUAAACCAGUUGCAACAUUCAAAGUUCAUGAGCAUCUUUGCCCAAGGCUGUCUGAUUUGUAUGACAAUGACUCCAUAUUCGAUAAAUUUGACUGCUGCCUAAGUGGAGAUGGACUUCAUUUUGCUACUGGUUCAUAUAGUUAUCUUCUACGCAUUUUUUCUCAUGGUUUUGGGAGUGAAGAAGGGGUCACGGUUGGUUCUUGUAAAAAUCCGAGCAGGGCGUCUCUGCCUGCUGCUCCAAGGGCGAGGAGGUCAUCAAUAAGCAACUUGGCGCGUGGAUUUUACCGGCAAGCGCGCGAAAAUUCGAGCUCAGUUGCCAACGAUACUCCCUGUGACUUGAAGCAGAAGUUGCUGCAUUUAGCAUGGCAUCCAACUGAAAAUCUGAUUGCUUGCGCUGCUGGCAGCAGCCUGUUCAUGUACUAUGCAUGAAAA